AUGGGCUUAUUCGUAAGAAAGUAUAAUAGAUAUCUACGCAAAAAUGAAAUCCAACAUUCGGAAAAGAACCUCGUCGACUAUAGACGUCAAGCUAAACCAAACAAGCAAGAUGAAAGUAAGAAAUCUAAGUCAAAAGGAUCAUGCUACAAUUAUGGCAAACCCGGUCACUACAAGCUGGAUUGUCCAUGGCUCAAGAAAGACAAGGCAAAGAAUAAAUUUCAAAGGAAAUCAACUAAAGCUACGAGAGCAUACAUCGCUUGGGAAAGCGAUAGUGAAUCUUCAAGAAAAGGAAAUUUUAUUGAUGAAGAAGAGACAGUCAAUCUAUGUCUUAUGGCCCAUCAAAAGAAGAAAAAGAAUGUAAGUCACUCUAAAUACGAUAAUUUUGAUAAAAUGCCUUAUUUUGAGUUACAAAAAGCCUUUGAUACUCUACAUGAUGAAGCCAAGGAAGCUUUCAAACGCUUGGCUUCAAAUAAGAAAAUAUUUUCAAACCUUGAGAAAAAGGUUUCCGAAUCCGAAAAGGAUUUAGAAACUCUCAAGAAGUCUAUGAUAGAGGCUAUCAAAGGAAAAAGCGAUAAUGACAAUGAUUUUUGGUUUAAAUGGGCUGGAUGUGAAACUUUUCACAGUUGGCAAAGAGAGGUUAGUGUAAAAGAGAUCUUCAAGUUGGUGAUUGAGCGCGUCUGGAAGAAAUUGAAAGGAUGGAAGGAGGGUUUCCUGUCACGGGCAGGUAAGGAGGUAUUGAUCAAAGCUGUUGCACAGGCUAUCCCGACGUACGUGAUGAGUUGUUUCAAGCUUCCGGAAGGAGUGUGCCACGAAAUUGAAGCUUUAAUGGCGAAGUUCUGGUGGGGGGCUCGCGAAGGAGUUAGAAAACUACACUGGAUGCGAUGGGAGAAAAUGUCUUUGUCUAAGAGGAAAGGAGGAAUGGGAUUUAGGGGGAUCUCAGAGUUCAACCAAAGCCUGCUUGGGAAACAUUUCUGGAGGUUAUCGCAAGGAGAGGCAACAUUGCUGGGGCAGGUUCUUAAGAGUAAAUAUUAUCCCAAUAGGACUAUUAAAGAUGCUAGCUUGGGGUACUCCCCAAGUUAUAACUGGCGGAGUAUUCUCGGAGCAAGAGAAUUGGUUUUGGAUGGAGCUAGAUGGAGAAUUGGGGAUGGCCGCUCGGUUAAAAUCUGGAGUGAUAACUGGAUUCCCUUUAAUUCGGGAUUUAAAGUGAUGGGGCCUGUGAGGGGAUUACAGCCGGAUGCGUUGGUUUCAGAACUCAUAGACGAGGAUCUUUGCUGCUGGAAACAAUCACUUCUAAAUGAGUGUUUUGAUCAUUAUGAAGGGAGACAAAUUGGUGGAAUACCGUUGCCUAGGAAUGGAGAUAGAGAUAAAAUGAUUUGGCAUUGGGAGAAAGACGGGAAUUACUCUGUACGCACAGCUUACCAUUUGCUGGUAUCUAAGAGGGACGCUGCAAAGGUAGGAACCUCUGGCACUGCGGAUGAGUCACUUUGGAAACUUCUGUGGAAAGCACCAGUCCAUGUCAGGAUCAAAAACUUCCUAUGGAGACUAUGUCAUAACAUUCUGCCGCUUAGAACGAACCUCCUCAAAAAAGGUAUACACAUUGACCCUUCCUGCCCGUUUUGUGAUAGAUCCCCGGAGACCCUUGAUCAUUUAUUCUGCCACUGUGAUGUAACAAAAAUGAUUUGGUUCUCCUCCCCCCUUGGCUUGCGUCUCGAUCCUACCGCUGAUCCGCUCAUGGUGCUUACUAAAGGAUUAUCGGACAGGAACUUGUUUGUCAACCAACUGAUGUGCACCAUGCUUUGGCAAAUCUGGAAGGCUAGGAACAAAUGUGUCUUUGAAGGUGUCACGGUUUCCCCCCCGAAAGUGGUAAGCGACUCUGUUAACUAUCUGGCUGAAUUUAAUUGUUUUAUUCCCCAAGAUAGGCGCUUGCAACAGACUGAGAAUGCAGCACCCAGAGAAUGUCCUGUUGAUGUUUUCCUGGUGCAAGUGGAUGCUGGCUGUUUCAACGACGGGACGGUGGCCAUGGGUUGUGUGAUCAAGAAACAUAAUGAUGAGGUGAUAGUUGCUGCCUCUAAGAGGAUGGAGGUGUCGGUGAGCCCAAGCACUGCGGAGGCGAUGGCUAUUCGUUGGGGCCUCCAAGUGGCCCGUGACCUCAAGCUGCAGAAAAUUGUGGUACAGUCAGAUGCCUUGGUAGUGGUGGAUUGUGUUAACAAAAUGGAUUUCUCGGUUGUUCUUGAGCCGAUAGUGUUAGACUGUAGUGAGAUUAAACUUUAUUUUGAUGUUGUAACUGUUAUGUAUGUGUCUAGGAAUUUCAAUACUGAUGCACACCAUAUGGUGAGUAUUGGCAAAACUGCUGGUUGUAGAACUUGGCUGGGCUUUAUCCCCAAGCUUGACUCUGUUUGUACUCAUUUGCCUAUGAUGGGCUCUUAA
Vicia villosa (hairy vetch) is the source of this 2427-nucleotide messenger RNA. RefSeq lists its product as uncharacterized. Gene Ontology annotation, molecular function: RNA-DNA hybrid ribonuclease activity; nucleic acid binding; zinc ion binding. Bases 1 to 2427 code for a protein of 808 amino acids. The record is from RefSeq and is a predicted model, not a curated record. NCBI's taxonomy places the organism in Eukaryota, Viridiplantae, Streptophyta, Magnoliopsida, Fabales, Fabaceae. The transcript is spliced from 2 exons.